Molecule: messenger RNA, 1305 nt
Organism: Pisolithus orientalis
Lineage: Eukaryota; Fungi; Basidiomycota; Agaricomycetes; Boletales; Pisolithaceae
Exons: 9
Coding region: 46-1305 (419 amino acids)
Source: RefSeq, a predicted model, not a curated record
CUUGUGUUUAUUUUAUUCCCUUCGUCAUGCUUAACUCAACCUGCCAUGACCAUCCACAUCCUUGGAACCCAAGUUGUUGGAGGCAGGAAAGUAAUGGCUGAAAGUCACUCUGAAGUCAUAAGUGCCAGAGGUGCCGAAGUGACCUCCAAGUCAUACCAGGGAUUGCCGUCGUCUACUGUACCUGCGACUGCUGUUGCUGCUGCGAGGGGGACAAGGGGCGGCGUUCGGAAAGUUGGCCACACCACAACGAGUGGUGGGACUGAUAACGCAGGACGUCGUUCUGGUUCAGGUGGAUCAGGAUCAGGAUCGAGGUCGGGCAGGUCAACGCCCAGUGUGACUGUUCGACCAGCUGAGGAAGAUGACUACGACCCACUCGAUAUGAUAGGUCAUGCUGCUGAAGAAGAUGGACCUUGCUCAAAAAGAAGGACGCAUACAACUACGACAACCAUGAAGGCGAAACGGGAUGAGGUGGAAGGCGGCGUUGCUGGUCUGGCGGGUCGCACCAGGCGAGCGCCGACACCAUCGAUGGUUAAACCCCCCACGACAGGUGCUACUAAGGCUAGAACUUCUACGACGAGGAAGAAAGCGGGUUCGACGGCAACUACAAAAGCUGUUCCGGAAGUGAGCUCCAAGGUUGUGGAUAAAGAGAAUACGCCGUCGAAAAAGGACGAGAGUGACAACAACGACAACAACGACUACUACUACUACUCACACAAGACAGGGUACUUCGGCAGGCGCGAUGUCGAAGGAGGGGGAAAAGUAGGAGUGUGGUGGUGCGAAGACCAGGACCACGAAAGCGACGACACGAUCCAGGGCAUGAUAAUCUUUUUUCUGAUUUCAGGAAGCAAGAGGUUAUUUGUUUUGUGUAGUCCCGAAGAUGGCACAGAAGGAAUACCUCACGCAACCUUGAAAACAAAAAUGUGGUGUAUGUCAUUAGAGAGCGAUGGAGAGGCCGAAUUUGGAUGCACGUACAGAUGUAGUACUGCCCUCCCGAAUGCCCAGAACCCGGAGCGGGGUCCCGGGCUUUCCAUAACGAUACACACUUUCAAACAGUGCUCGAAUAACACCCCCAGAUGGCGCCCAGAACACAGCAAGAGGACUGGCUAUCUUUGCAUGCUGGAGAUAAUCGAUUGGCGCCCUCUCCAAACUACCGCAAUGUCUAGGGCCCCUAAGGCACUCAAAUCCUUGGGUAAUGGCAAUUUGAAAUGUGGGCGCCAAUCCGCCAACCACGGAUUGCAAAUUGCAGAAGCCGGGGGGCACGAAGGCCUAAAACCAAUCGAUGAUGGGACACUGACUCAGCUGUGA